AUGUGGGCAAGAGUCUUAGCAGGCGGCUUUUUGUUAGCCCAAAUGCCGUCCUUAUCAGAUUACUAUAUUCCUCCUUCAAGCCAAGUUCCAGUAAAAAUAAUCAGCGGGUCCGGAUCAAAAGAACUUGCCCAUGAAGUCUCAGGGUAUCUGGGAAUUCAGCUAGCAAGAGUUGGGCUCUCAAAUUUUGCCGAUGGCGAAUCAUCAAUAAAAAUAAUUGACAAUGUCGCUGGAAGAGACGUUUUUGUAAUUCAAUCUUUAUGCCAACCAAUACAAGAUAACUUAAUGGAACUUAUCCUGAUGCUGGAAACUUUAAAAUCUUCAAAUUGCAGAAAAGUAAUCGCAAUAGUCCCUUACAUGGCUUAUGCUAGACAGGAUAUCCCUGAAAAAGUCAAGCCAGGAAUCCCAUCAGCUGAAAUUUCUAUGCUAUUAGAAGCAGUUGGGCUUGAUGCCGUUGUCUGCGUUGAUUACCAUGGAGAGCAAGCCAAAGGAUUCUUUAACGUCCCUGUGACAGAAAUUAAGCCCUAUUCUGUAGCUGUGGAGUAUUUAAAGUCGAAAAACUUAAAGAAGCCAGUCAUUAUAAGCCCUGAUAUCAGAGGGUUCAAACGAGCGUAUGCGUUUUAUGAGAUUAUGAAUGAGGAAGGCAUUGACUGUGAUAUAGCACUCAUGAAUCAUGGAGGAACCAGUAUGUCUUAUAUAAAUAAACAUAGGAGAAAUGAGUAUGUUGGCGAUGUUUUGACAGGAAGAGACAUUGUUAUUGUAGACGAUAUGAUUAUUACAGGCAGCAGACUUAUGAACGCUUUAGAAAAUUUAAGAAAAAGAGACGCGGAAAGGAUUUUCAUGUACGCGACACAUGGGAAUUUUACGAAUGAAGCUAUAAAAAAAAUCGAAAAAAGUAGCUUAACUGAGCUGAUUAUUACAAAUACAAUCCCGCUUAAGCAAAACUCAUAUAAAAUUGUGUCUUUAAGCUUGGGGAAAGUAAUAGCUGACGUGAUUUUAGAAGUAGUCACUCAUUCAGAGCUUAAUUAA
Messenger RNA from Blepharisma stoltei, 1026 nucleotides. The record is from the annotation of a GenBank genome assembly. NCBI's taxonomy places the organism in Eukaryota, Ciliophora, Heterotrichea, Heterotrichida, Blepharismidae.